Colletotrichum spaethianum is the source of this 261-nucleotide messenger RNA. RefSeq lists its product as uncharacterized. The coding region runs from base 1 to 261 and encodes 86 amino acids. The transcript has a single exon. The record is from RefSeq and is a predicted model, not a curated record. NCBI's taxonomy places the organism in Eukaryota, Fungi, Ascomycota, Sordariomycetes, Glomerellales, Glomerellaceae.
AUGGCCCCUCCUCUGGCAUCAGCGCAGCCCGAGCACCGGACAUCCGACCCCUCUUCCCCACAACCCGCAGGUGCGCAGGCCGGGCACGUCGAUAAAAACAGAAAGUCGUUGCGCUCGUCCAUGACAGCUUCAGAGGCCAAGGGAGACAAUUCUAGAAAAUCGCGACCCAGUCGUCGUGCUGAAAAGGAGACCGAGGCUCCCAAACUUCGAAUGCGAACAAAGUUCCUCAAGGUGCCACCGAAGGUGCCGACGGGGGCAUGA